Molecule: messenger RNA, 969 nt
Organism: Fusarium subglutinans
Lineage: Eukaryota; Fungi; Ascomycota; Sordariomycetes; Hypocreales; Nectriaceae
Exons: 2
Coding region: 1-969 (322 amino acids)
Source: RefSeq, a predicted model, not a curated record
AUGAACAAUACGCAUUAUCCAUCACCUGAAUCGCUACCAGAGGCACAUCUUUCGCAUCCCGCCUCUGACGAACGCAAACGGGCCUCGAACGCUACCGCUGAUGAACUACCCCAAAGCCUCAUCGAGUUCAAGCGCAAGUGUGAGACUGGUGACUACUCGCCGCUGACGGAAUUCCACCUGAGCAAGACUGAUUACACCCGCCUCCACGACAAGAUCCAGACAAGGUUUCGACGCUUCGAUUAUAACCCUCGACGUCAACUUAUCACCUUUCGCAUGCCUUCCACGGUCCACGAUUUCUUUGUUUCGUUUCUUGGAAGCGCUGUCAUGAAUAAAAUUCGCGGAAUCGGACGCCAGAACCGACGAGCUCGCGCCUUCACUCAGAGCAUCCAGAAUGGCUUGACCUCUAAUGUUAUUCUAAUUGAUGGCGAUGACAAAUGGGAACAACAACCAGAUUCGCAGUUUCGCCACAUCGGAGCCCGAUACCCGGGUGUAGUUCUUGAGGUUGCAUUGACUCAAGACGCAAAGGGUUUGCGGCGGGUUGCCAGACGGUACAUCUAUCAUACCGAUGGUCAGAUCAAAGUGGUUCUUGGCAUUGAUCUCAAUAAAGACAAAGAGUCCACCAUAUCAGUAUGGAAGCCCACCUUCAGCCCAGCACAGAAUAGUGAUGGGGUCGACAUGGACAUUGAGCGAGUUGUUCAGGCACAGCCCUUUCGAGACGCCAAAAAGAACCCUGUCAACGGUACCUUGACAUUACGCCUUCAUGACUUUGCGCCUGACAAUCUAUGUCAAGAUUGCCCCAACACCGCCUUCUCGAUUCCAUACCGCGACAUGUCAGACAUGUUGGCCAUGGCCGAACAGUUUAAACUGAUAGAAGAACGAGAGGAGGUGCCCGAGCCCUCAAGCCGCGUUGUUCACAAGCGACGCUAUUCAGAAAGCUCAGAAGACCGGAUGGCGGAAGAGGAUGAUUAG